This is a messenger RNA of Volvox carteri f. nagariensis, 1542 nucleotides long. RefSeq lists its product as uncharacterized. Lineage: Eukaryota; Viridiplantae; Chlorophyta; Chlorophyceae; Chlamydomonadales; Volvocaceae. The transcript has a single exon. The record is from RefSeq and is a predicted model, not a curated record. The coding region runs from base 1 to 1542 and encodes 513 amino acids.
AUGUCACAACCCGACGUCCAUAUGACCCCUAUUAGCCCUACACCGAAAUUAGCGCGACCAGUAACUAGAGUACUGUUCGAUUUAACUGAACGAAAAGAUCGUAAUGUGCGUCGCAAAAUAAUUGGAGUCAAGCGACGCUCAGCCACGGUCAACGUCUUUACACCUAGCAGGAAAACUCCAGGACCUAAGCAGCUAGAGGAGCACAUUGCUCAGAGCUGCAGGCCAUUCCUGGAUGGAUGCAUAGCAACAAUCAAAGCGGAAUUUCAGAGCCUAUUGGCAGGGCAUGUUGACAGAUGCCAGCAGACUAGCGAUGACAUGAAGCAUCGCAUUAACGACCUGAGAAGCCUAGUCGAAGAGCAGGCAGAGGUUGUUAAAAGCCUUCAGGAGCGGAAUGCUGUGUUGCGACAGGAGCUUGAUGCCACGGUGGGUGAGCGCAGGCUCACGACGCAACGCUUAAAGGAGUUAAAUGGGCGCAUUGAAGCCCUCGAGACCGAGCGAAGCACGGCACGAAGUGAGCCAAUUAUUACGCGAAGCCAAUCGGCGGACGCAAAGGCCCUUGAUAGGCGGAUGGAGGCCCUGGAAAAGCGACUCGCCGAGCACGCCGCAAGCGGGCCAAGGGAACAAGCGGUGCACUGCAGAGGAAUGACUGAGAACGUGGACAGCGUUACUGCCCGUGUUGCCACGCUCGAGGAGCGUUUCAAUGACUGGGAGCGCACGCGCACAGCCCCGGCAGAUGGUGCACGAUGUACUGAAGCCACGGGGGGGCGUCACAUGGGCCCCAAAGCAGCGCCGCCUGCAAAGCAAGACCAACAAUACCGGGAAGAACUCCAUAAGGAGCAGCAAGAACGGCCGAAGCAGCAGCAGCCAAAACAGCAACCGAGACCUAACAGAGCCGUCGCUGAUACCACCACCUCCAAAGCCCCAAAGGUGACGGCGAUCACUACCAGACCACAUGAGGUGGCCGCAAGCUGCAGAGGGUUUGGCAAGACAGCAGGUGCCCCUGCUCCCAGGCCCCCCAAAGCACUGGCUGAGUCUUCCAGCAGCACCGAUGGACAUAUAGACCGGGGUGCACUGGUCAUCGACGGACUACCAGCUACUUGGACGCAGGAGGAAGUGAUCCAGAAACUGCAACUGCGCUUGCAGCAGCUUACGAACAUGAAGGUCGCGUUCUUAGAUUGCACCGUCGAAGCACACCCGAACGUCGCUGCGCGCAGCAGCAAGCGGACAACCCAGCGGGUUCGAAUCACGACAACCCCAGCGGCAUAUUAUGCCCUGUACUCAUUACGGAAGCAGCUGGGCCUUAAUGCGGAGGAAGGAGCGGAUGAGUCGUUCCCGGCUGUGAGAGUGUCACUGGCGCUCACAGCACUUGGCGAAUCGUACAAGAAAGGGUACCAGGACGUAUUUCGACACCUAGUCGAUAGUAAGAGGGCCCCUUCAUGGCGGGGUACUCACCUCAUGGCGCUUACUGAGCCAGACAGCGGUGUCUGGGCGAAAAUAGACAUCCGCAAAAUGGCUGCAGAGCUGAGGCAGGCAGCUAAGUAG